Procambarus clarkii (red swamp crayfish) is the source of this 3127-nucleotide messenger RNA. Its product is annotated as ras-related protein Rac1. Gene Ontology annotation, biological process: motor neuron axon guidance; engulfment of apoptotic cell; regulation of cell shape. The record is from RefSeq and is a predicted model, not a curated record. Gene Ontology annotation, cellular component: cytoplasmic vesicle; cell projection; cytoskeleton. NCBI's taxonomy places the organism in Eukaryota, Metazoa, Arthropoda, Malacostraca, Decapoda, Cambaridae. Gene Ontology annotation, molecular function: GTPase activity; GTP binding; protein kinase binding.
UCACCCCGCCGCCAGUGUCCGUGUGUCAGUGGUCGCAGGAGGUUGUCACGCCCCUCCCCUCCAUCCCCCCCUCCGUUACCUAGCUAACAAGUGGUUUAACGGGCCUUCGUCGCUUAUAUAAACACGGGAUUAUGCAAGCCAUUAAGUGCGUUGUGGUGGGCGAUGGAGCCGUGGGUAAGACGUGUCUGCUCAUCAGUUACACAACCAAUGCCUUCCCUGGAGAAUACAUCCCGACAGUGUUUGACAACUAUUCUGCCAAUGUUAUGGUAGAUGGCAAGCCAAUCAAUCUGGGGCUCUGGGAUACAGCAGGCCAAGAGGACUAUGAUCGCUUGCGUCCUCUGUCAUAUCCACAAACUGAUGUCUUUCUUAUCUGCUUCUCCCUGGUUAACCCUGCCAGUUUUGAGAAUGUCAGAGCAAAGUGGUAUCCAGAAGUGCGUCACCACUGUCCUAACACACCCAUCAUCUUGGUAGGCACGAAGCUUGAUCUCCGAGAUGACCGUGAAACCUUAGACAAACUUAAGGACAAGAAGUUAACUCCUAUUUCGUACCCUCAGGGUCUGUCUAUGGCCAAGGAGGUUGGUGCCACGAAGUAUUUGGAGUGCUCUGCUCUAACCCAGAAGGGACUCAAGACUGUGUUUGAUGAAGCUAUUCGUGCUGUGCUGUGUCCUAUUAAACCCCCAAAUAGGAAACGCAAAUGUACCCUCCUUUAAAGCCCAGUAGAUGAUUAUCUAGGCCCCAAAUGAGUGGAUUUUUUUAAUUGUGUCAUGGCUUUGGAAUCAUGUUGACCAUCUGUGAUAUAUCAGUAUCUCAAACGUGUCCCCAAAUAAAGGUAUUUUUUUCCUUUUGGCCACUUGGUUCUGAUAUGUCAUAGGAAGCCGUACAGUAUGGUUUUAAAGUGAAUUGUGUAUUAUGUGUUGACAGUUACUAUACUGCUAUAUAAAGUGAUUUUUCCUGUUGAACGUGAGGAAAAAUGUCUGUCAAGACAAAAACCAAUGAAUGGAAAAUGGCAGUUGGGAUUUCAUAAUUGGAGUCAAAGGUAUUUGGUUUAUGAAAAGCAAUUUUUUUUAUACAACCCCUGUUUGGGAGACACAUUAGCAACACUUAAAAACCCUGCACAUCAGUAAUGUACCCAUUUUUAUUAUUAUUACUAAUUUAGAGCUAUGAAGAAUUUUUAAUUUUUCUACUAAUCAGAUAAAUUUGAAUGUCUGUAGUUCACUUCCAAGAGACUUUCAUCGUACAAGCACAAAAACCUACGUGAAUCUUAUAGGAAUUAAACAUAUUUAGUGUAAUCAUAAAUUUGAGGUUGAGUAUACUUAACUGGUCUUUGCAAUAUUGUUUACAGCAUUGAAUCACACAUUGUUUACCUCCAUUACAUUUGUAUAAUUUUGGUAAUAUAAAUUUUAUUUUUCAUUCCAUAUUAGCAGUUUAACAGAUUAUAGUGCAGCAGAUGUAUUAACAGAACAUGCUGAACCUUUUCCAGCAGUCAACACAUUAUAUGCACUUAUGAUCCUUGAGAGAACAUAAUUUGUGCCUUGUUGUAUUGCUUUUGGGAAUUGUAAUGGUUAUAUUCCGGUUCAAGAUGAGAACUAAGAAAAUGUUGGAGUAUCAAUGCUAUAAUUUCUGCUUUAGUUACCAAGAACUGAUGCAGGCACCAGUGUGCAUGCGUGUGUUGAUUUGUCUGAUGGCAACAAAUCAUUUGACAUUUUCUUGCCAGUCUCCAUAAAGAAUCAUGAUUUAAUUUAUUUUUUUAAGAACUGUCAUGUGUAGAAAUAAUUGUGGAAAGUUAGUGUUUUAAUGAGGCUUGCAGUUGACAUAUCUGAAAUAUGACCCAGAGUUAGUGUUUCAAUGUACUGUACUUUAUGGAUACUCAUCGUGGUGAUGCGUUAACACCCUUGGAGGUUUUUAAAAGUUUCUAGUAUAUUAGAGAAAUGAUAUAGGUGAAUGAUAGCAAGAAAUGCAGCUUUUAGAAACUAUAAAAUGUGUGGCUGCGCUGCUUCAGUGCUUUCCUUGGGGCCACCUUGCAUAACACAGGAAGUGUCCGAGAGAAAUAGGCGUAAAAGCCAUUAAUAUCUGUGAUUUUUAUCAGUAUCGUAAUAAUCAUCCUUCAGCUCUCAUCCAAACUGUCUUUAUAAAUUUAUGCACAAACUAUAUAAAUAUAAGAUGCUAAAUGGGAUGAGGUUUGCUGUGAAGAUCUUUUAUUUGGCAUGUAAAAACUUGUCACAUCUUGUGCUUAGUAGACUAGUUCAGCAUCCUUGUAACCACCCAGAGUUUAAAAAGUUAAUAUUUUUUUCAAGUUUUGUAUCUAGUAGCCUUUCAAAGUGAAACGAUUGAAAGCGGCAGUAGUAAUAUCUAUUCUGGUGUUCUUAAUUUGGCAAGCUAGUGGUCUUUCCUGUGAAUGAAUAAAUCGUGGAAGUAGAUUUAAUUUUAAUGAAUUACAGGUACUGGUAUGUUCAAGAAAAAGCCUUAAGACUCAAAACUCCUCACAUUUCCAUAUAAUUGCAUAUUUUGGUGCAACUGCAUAGUAAACAUUGGAAUUAGCAAUGUUAAAGUAUUAAGAACUCAUAUCUUCACAUUUCCAUAAUGGUUGCAGGAUAAGUAUACAUAAGAUAUGAUGCUAACAUGUUAUCAGCUAGGUUUGGCAGUGCUUUUGGCUAGCCAGGAUAUUUUAGCAUCUCGGUUGUAAGUGCUUGAAUACAGCAUUGCAGAUUUGAAGGUUUAUACCUUACUGCCUGAUGAAAAAGGUUACUAAGCAUCAUAGUCUUGUUAAUCUUUGCACUUCUGCCCAGUGGUAGUCUGUAAAACCAGUGAAGACUAGCCUUUUUGUGUUAGGGUACAGAUAAAAGUGAAGCAUUUAGAUCUUAAUGAUACAUUGACAGUAGUUACACUGAAUGAUGUGUAGUAACAAGUCUUUGAUAGAGAGGUAUUCAAUGAAGAUAUUAUGCCAUUAUAUAUCAAUGCAGUGCCCUCCUUAUCCACUGUAUGUGGAGUAAGUAGUUAUCAAAAAGUGUUCAGCCAGGGUGGCUAUAUAGCACUGUGGUGUACACACACACACACACACACACACACACACACACACACACACACACACACACACACACACACACACACACACACACACACACACACA